UCUCCAAAAGCCUAUCCAUUCGAUCAAGUAAAAUCAUUACAAAGUUACAAAAUUGAGAGAUGGGUUUUGUUUGUGGAUCCUCCCUCCACUUCAAUCCAAUGAGUUGCACUGUGAAUGAAAUGAGGAGGGGUUUCUAAAAAUAACCCCCCAAAAUGGACAGGGCAGAGUGGGGUGGGUUACGCAUUGGGUGAUGAGAAAAAAAAAAAGAAAAAAAAAAACUCGAAAAUGGGGGGAAGCCCGAGUGCCGAGAGAGAGAGAGAGAGAGAAACGGUUUGGUGAGAGAAAAGGCGAGUCCUCGUAGAGAUGGGUUUGUCAUGCCAUUUGUUGUACUUGGUGGGUACUGUUCAGUUUCUCAAAGUUAUCUCGCUUUCUUGGGUUUAUGACUAACCGUGAAGAAGGUACCUCUGAUGGCGAUAUGAUGGGCAGAGGAAACGCUGCUUCAAUUCUCCUUCACAACGGUCCUGCCUUCUGAAGUAAUGUAUGUGUAGGGUAGAUAAGUGAGGGUCGAAAGACGGUUUUUGGUCCAUUCGUAUGGAUUUCCAGGAUGAUGGCUUUGAGGGUUCUGCGAAUGAAGACACUAUUUUUAAGGAGGUUUUCUUUGGGAAUAGUUCUAGCCACUCCAAUAGAUGUCCUUGCAAAGCAUUUAGUAAUAAACAUGAGCCGUGGAAGAUAAAUGAUGCAUCUUUAUGUUCAAGUAGUGAACUCUCGACAGUGUCCAGUCAUUCUUAUUCAAGAAAUAUAAAGGUUGAUGAAUGCUACAAUGCUACUGAGAAUAUUAGGACCGAUUCUGCACCGUAUAGUUUUCCAUGCAAAUGCCCUUCAGUGGAAGACAAUUAUGAGAAUGCAAGUGCUAAGCGAAUAAAACUUUCAACUGAUGAACCUUCUGAUUCUAUACCCGAUCUAGGUAAGGUUAUGAACUCAUCAGUAAUUAUAAGAGAAUCUGCUUCUACAUUCCACGUUGUAGAAUCGUCUAGACAGGGUAUUGUAUCAAGUUGCUACCUGUUAAAGGAUUUUAUAGAAAGGGACAGCGAUCUGGGCGAACCUGAUGAACCCAAAUGCACGUCGUUGAUUUUAGAAGGUCAUGAACCCAAUAUGGUGAAUAAAGUUAGUGCUUCGCCUGUUUCUGAAGAGAGCUCAAUGACCAGACUCUUGGUAGCAAGUCCUUCCGAUACAUUCAACGAGAAGUUUGGAUCUGCAUUACAUUUGGAGGUAGGAGAAGCGAAAUUUCAAUGUCCAGAACUGGACACUUCCUUGAAGACAGAUUUGAUAAGGGAUCCCCGUCCUCUUCUCCACUAUCAUGUUGUUCACUUACUUAUUGCAGCUGGAUGGUCUAUUGAAAGGCGCAAAAGACCUUGCAGGCGCUAUUUAGAAACCGUUUAUAGAUCACCCCAGCGAAGGCUCUUUCGUGAGUUUCCCAAAGCUUGGAGGGUUUGUGGUGAACUCCUAUUUGCUGAUAGAUGUCGUUUUGUAAAAGAAUCUGACAUCAAGGAAUGGACCGGCAUUCAUCAAUUCUUAUUUGAUCUUUGUGACACACUGUUACAGGUUGGGAAGGAAAUGAAUCAACUAGGAGCUUCAACGUCACUUGCUCAUUGUUGGGUUAUUCUAGAUCCCUAUGUUCAGGUUGUUUCGAUUGACAGAAAGAUUGGUACACUUAGGAAGGGAGAAUUAGUUAGAGUUACCCGUAAUAUUAGGGUUAUUGGGAACAAUAAGACUGAUACUUUUGUGACAUUAACAAAUGAGGAUAGUAUUUGUAACCUAUCUGCUGACAAAAAUGCACCUCCACUCCACGAUCAUUCACCGUCUGCCAAGAGUGCAUUAACGGAGGCUGCAUUGAAAGAUCUCGAUGGUGGCAAUUGUGCUUCUGAUGAGCAAACCUGUGAUACAAGUUUAUCUAAUUACUAUGGACAUACAAAAGAUGGAACAAUGAAAUUUCCGACAAGGGUGUCUAAUUAUGUCUCCGACGUAGGGGAUGGUAUGAAUUGCUUGGUCAGUCAUUGUAGUGCACUCAAACCAAGAUGUCCGCCUCGUGGUCCUGUUCUGUCUGGAAAUUCAGAUUAUGUUAUCCCAGUUUCUGGCCCUACAUCUCCUUAUGAGGACAGCGCUUUGUAUAGCUCGGAUGAACAGAGCUCUGAAAAUCAAGUUGAAAAGCCUAAUGAAAUGGUGAAAAAUGCACUGAUGCAUUCCCUGGGAGAAGGAAAAAAAGUGGAAGUCCCAUUCAAUGAUAAGAUGCAAAAUAAUCUGGAAGUAUCUCUGAAUUACUGUCCAAACUAUAUAAGCGAUGAUUUAUCUCAUUCUUGUGCUUCACGGGUCGUACAGAAGUUUACACAUAAAGAAGAAGGUGGGCAGCACGUUUCAACUUCAAAGUUCAAAACAGAGAGUAAAGUUUCUGCUGUACAUUCUAAUUUGCAGAAGAAAGGGCGUAGAAAGUGUAAAAAGAUAUCUGAAAUUAAUCCUACCUUGCCACCUCAGACCGAUAUUGACGUGAGUUGUUCUCAAUUGGAUAUGAUAGAAUACCAGAAGUCCCAUAUAGCUGAUACGAAAAACAUGGACGGUGAUGUGAAGUCCUUGUAUCUCAGUCCUAUUUCAUGCCAUUCUGAGAGGAAAGGUUCAAAGUUCAAAAAGAUUUAUGACAGUCUUAGAGGUUCAAAAACGAGAAAGAAGAAAUUGAACGAAUGUCAAAUUGAAGAUGAUGACCUAUUAGUUUCAGCCAUAAUUAGAAACAAAGAUGUCCGUUCGAGUGCUGCUGGAUUUUCCCCUGUAAGAAAGUUCUUAAAGCCGAGAGCAAAAACGAACCGCAAAAGGCAAAAGAGUAGUUGUAAGCUACUCCUAAGAAGCUUGGGUAAUGGGGAAAAGAAUUAUAAAGAUGGGAAGUGGUAUACCAUUGGGGCUAGAACAAUCUUGUCAUGGUUGCUAGAUGCUGGGGUUAUAUCCUCAAAUGGCAUGAUCCAAUAUCGAAACUCUCGGGAUAAUAGUGUAGUUAAAUAUGGUAGAAUUACUGGAGAUGGCAUCAUCUGCAGUUGCUGCAGUGAGCUACUCUCAAUAACUGAAUUUAAAAGGCACUCGGGUUCCAAAUUUAAUCGUCCUUGUUUGAAUCUUUACUUGGACUCUGGGAAGCCUUUCAUGUUAUGCCAGCUUCAAGCGUGGUCAACUGAGUAUAAGACAAGGAGAAGUAGGACCAGAACAGUUCAAGUCGAUGAAGAUCGAAAUGAUGAUUCAUGUGGGAUUUGUGGUGAUGGGGGAGAGCUAAUAUGCUGUGAUAAUUGCCCCUCUACAUUCCAUCAUUCUUGUUUGUCAAUUCUGGAGCUCCCUGAAGGCAACUGGUAUUGCUCAAACUGUACAUGCCGAAUAUGUGGUGAUCUGGUGAAUUAUAAAGAGUCGUCGAGUUCUUCUGAUGCACUAAAAUGUUCUCAGUGCGAGCAAAAGUAUCAUGGGCGAUGCCUGAAAGAAAAAGACAUUGAUUAUGGAGCAGAGUCUCUUAUUUGGUUUUGCAGUGAGAGUUGCCAUAAGAUUUACACAGGUCUUCAGUCUCAACUUGGGUCGAUCAAUCAGUUUGCUGACGGAUUUUCUUGGAUGCUUCUUCGAUGUAUUCAUAGUGACCAGAAAAUUCUAUCGACCCCACGCUUAGCUAUGAUGGCAGAAUGCAAUUCCAGAUUAGUAGUGGCUCUUACUAUAAUGGAGGAAUGCUUUUUGUCCAUGGUAGAUCCAAGAACAGGAAUUGAUAUGAUACCACAUCUCGUGUACAGCUGGGAGUCGAGUUUUCCUCGUCUGGACUUUCAUGGAUUUUACACUGUGAUACUAGAGAAAGAUGAUGUGCUGCUCUGUGUAGCAUCUAUCAGGGUACAUGGAUCAGAAGUUGCUGAGAUGCCCAUCAUUGCAACUUGUAGUAAAUAUCGUCGCCAGGGAAUGUGUCGGCGUCUACUGAACGCUAUAGAACAGAUGCUAUUGUCCUUUAAGGUGAAAAAGCUUGUGAUAGCUGCAAUUCCUAGUCUAGUGGAGACAUGGACCGAAGGGUUUGGGUUCAUACCCGUGGAAGAUGUUGAGAAACAAAGUCUUCACCGGUUCAAUCUGAUGGUGUUUCCUGGGACAGUGCUACUCAAAAAAGCCUUGUAUGUAAGUGCUCAAAAUUCAGAGAACACACAAGGAACUCGUUCGGAUGCUGAUUCAAAACAACAAUGUGUUUACUCCUGUCCUGAUGAAGCACGUCCUAGAAUGGAAACGAUACGUUUAAAAGAUCAAGACUUGCAUGAACACGAUGAAAAGACGAAGAACGAUCACAAGGGAAAUCCAGCUCCAAUUGAUUCAUCCACAUUGCAUUUGGUUGAAUCUAAUAGAAUGGAUACUUCCAUUCAGUCAACACUACAAUCUGAUGGAAACUGUUGCACUGACGAAGUUCGAGCCACGACCCAUGAGUCGAAAGAGUCGUUAGAACAGGACGUUGAGCUUCCAGAAGGAAAGAGCUGGGAUAACGAAGUUCACGUAGCCACUAUGACGAGAUUAGUCGAACCUUUUGUACUAACUUAGGCAAUAAUCAAACUUUAGAGAGAGAGGAGUCCAGGAAAUGAGUUUGCAGGACCAUUUUUCAAAGCUGUCCUGUGAACAUGAAUUUCCAACGUUAGGGAAUACUUGAAAUCUGAUCCCAUCCCAAAUAAAGAAAACUCGAAUCUUUUGAUUUUUU
Messenger RNA from Cucurbita moschata (crookneck pumpkin), 4675 nucleotides. RefSeq names its product increased DNA methylation 1-like. Gene Ontology annotation, molecular function: acyltransferase activity, transferring groups other than amino-acyl groups. Bases 532 to 4521 code for a protein of 1329 amino acids. The record is from RefSeq and is a predicted model, not a curated record. The transcript is spliced from 9 exons. NCBI's taxonomy places the organism in Eukaryota, Viridiplantae, Streptophyta, Magnoliopsida, Cucurbitales, Cucurbitaceae.